AUGUCAAACACUGAAGGUUGGGUUGGGACAUGGAGGCCCCACAGGCCAAAAGGACCCAUAGCCGCCCUCUAUGGCAGCCCAGGACCUAAAUAUGCACUGCCUGGACUCACAGGUAGAGCUACAACGCAUCAAAGCUCAUUGCAUUUUGGGACUUUUAAUUGUGUUAACAAUCGCAGUAUUAAUUAAGUUACCAAUGUAGUAGGCUAUUUCACCUCCUAAACAGGAAACUCCAAUCAUGACCCUACCAAAUAUAAGGCACCAAUGUACAGCUUUGGGAAACGUACUGAACUGCCAAUGUUUAACUCCUCUCCGGGACCAAGAUACCUGAUCCCCUCCAACAUCACCAGAGUAGGCCAAGACGGCACUCCUGCAUUUUCAUUUAACAAGCGUCCAGCAGACCCAGUAGGGUCACAGACCCCUGGACCAGGUCAGCAAAACCUUUAACACAAUACAGCAGAUUUUGUAGAAACACAUGGCCUGAAAUACUGCUGACGUCAAACACAUGAAGACAAACCACCAAAACUGACAUUUUAGUCUGUUCUUAUGGUGCCAAAUUGGGACAUUUAAGUUGAUCUGUUUGUAUGCUUGUAUGAAUCUGUUUCUGUGUUUUAGGCAAAUACUCACCAGAGAUUUCAGCAAAGUGGCGCUUUCGCUCCUCUCCUGCUUACUCUUUAUCUGCAAGGCCCAAAGAGGACAGGGCCAACGAAACACCAGGUAACACACUGCACUUUGUGUCAGCCUAUUUUUAGACUUCAAAAUGUAAAGGAAUAAGAAAUACACACAUUUGUAGCACUGACGUCACACUGAUGGUCGUGGUGUUUGCUAGAGAAAACAAGUUUAGCCACCACAGGGUAGAAGGUGAUGGGGGAGUCAUAAAAUGUCUUCUUUCAGUUGUUGGGGACAGAUUUGUAGGGAAUAGUAGCAGUCAGUAGCAGUGGUAAAACUGUACUGUAUACCUGACACUGCAGGUCCAGCCGCCCACAGUCUGCCUCCUUUGUUUGGACACAAUUUUGUUAUUAAGUGGAAAUGCUGACACAGCAUUUCCACUUAUCGUUAUUCUCCUAUUCCUUUAUUAUUAUUAUUAUUAUUAUUAUUAUUAUUAUUAUUAUUAUUAUUAUUCUCCCUCUCACUGACUGCACCCUGCACCACGGAGUCCGCGCCGACUCGCUGCCUCCGCGCUUUUAACUCUUCGGGCUCUAUUUUCGUGUACGCCCGUGAGGCGGCGGAGGGCGGUGAGCCCCGCGCAGUUGUAUUUUCGUCUGGCGCAGCCCGGUGUACAGUCAGUUUGGUAUUUUCGUGGACUGAGGCGCAUGGAGGCGAGCCGAGAUCCGCCAAGCUGGGCGUGGUGGCGUGGCAGGGGGAGGUGUCGACAGAAUCAGCGGGCGCAGUGACAUUUUCGUGCUCUCCACCGGCAUGUAAAGUGCGCUGAAAGCUUGCCGAUUCAAAUACCAAUCCAUCUGUGCUCAUAUGAGAGAGUGUGGAGGACGCCCAAUGCAGCGCUUACAGUGACACAGAUCUCUUGAUCUCCUUGACUACUUCAUGAAAAUAGUAAUACGCCUCGCCGAUGGCGGAUUUAAAGGCAAGGAGAGGAGCUAAUGUGAUUGGUGAAAACAGGUCUCGGCUGUGUUAAACCCACUCUCCGCCCUCUCUCCUCCCUCGCUACGACUUAUGCCGCUGGGAGGAGCUGAGUUAGGGAGGGGGGAUACUUACGCCGGGCUGCACCGCUCACCAAAAUACCAAAUUGUGCUUGGGAACGCCUUGUUGGCGUGGCGGACCUCACCUACGCCGCGUCGCCGGUGAGGCACGAAAAUAGAGCCCUUCGACUCAUCUGCAGUUUGCUGCUGCCUGGAAAGACUUGUAUUCUCCUGGUGACUUUGGCGAUCUCAGUGUGGAUGCCUGUAUGAAAAAGUUUGAUUCUCUUUGCACUGAGAUCUUAGACUCCAUUGCGCCGAUGACUUUGAAGCAUGUAAAGCCACAGAUCGAGCCGUGGCUAAAUGAGUCCACUCGUGCGCUCAGACGCGCAUGUCGACAGGCGGAGAGAAAGUGGAAGAAAGACAGUCUCCAGAUUUCUCUGGAUCUCCUUCGGGAUUGUCUCGUUAAUUAUCAGCAGGCCGUUAAAGCGGAAUAUUUCUCCACUCUGGUCUCCAAAAGUGCUCAUAAACCUCAGGUUCUUUUCAAUGUCUUUGAUUCACUUGUGAACCCCUGUGAUGCCGUCUCUGUGGAACCAUCUGCUUCUCUGUGCGAGGAGUUUUUGCAAUUUUUUGUCAAUAAGAUGUCUGCUCUGAGAUCUCCACUCCCUCAGCCUGCUCUGGACCCCUCAGCUUCUGCAGCAAGCUCAGCUGUUUUCCACCAGUUUGAACCCGUUUCUUUUCCUGCACUGGCUGAGAUAGUAGAGCAUUUGCGCCCUGCCACCUGCCCAUCUGACAGCAUCCCUUCCAGGCUGCUUAAAGACCACAGGGUAGAAGGUGAUGGAGGAGUCAUAAAAUGUCUUCUUUCAGUUGUUGGGGACAGAUUUGUAGGGAAUAGUAGCAGUCAGUAGCAGUGGUAAAAUUGUACUGUAUACCUGACACUGCAGGUCCAGCCGCCCACAAUCUGCCUCCUUUGUUUGGGCCCAAAACUGUGGGAAAACCUGCAGCUCCCUCCUUCUCCAUCUGUGGCCGCGGCAAAUCUGGAGCCUUCGAUGAAGACUGGGCGAAGGCAUGUGUUCAAAGUAUUUAAAUCCUUUAUCUUUCUUCAAAAAACAUCCUUUAGGUAAUGUUACUAUAUACUGUACUUUUCUGCUCUUACAGACUCCCGGCCCUGCUGCCUACAAAGCUGUGGACCCAAAUGUCUACAUGAAAAAAACUCCCCAUUUCAGCUUGAUAGGUCGCAACUUCACACCAGGGGAUUCCACAAAGAAACCAGGACCAGGAACAUAUUAUCCUGAGAAGGUAGGAGAGCAGUAAAUGUUAGUAUGUCAUGCAUAAAGCCUGAGACAUUUUGGCGGAUAUUUGCUGAUUUACUCAAAUUUUCCUCCUCCUAGGUGACCAACAUGGAAGCAAAAGCUCCAAGCUUCUCUUUUGGACUACGUCAUUCACAAUUCAUUGUAGAUGUGCCUGAAAAAUGUCAGUGA
Messenger RNA from Xyrichtys novacula (pearly razorfish), 3112 nucleotides. NCBI's taxonomy places the organism in Eukaryota, Metazoa, Chordata, Actinopteri, Labriformes, Labridae. The record is from the annotation of a GenBank genome assembly.